Messenger RNA from Macroventuria anomochaeta, 700 nucleotides. RefSeq lists its product as uncharacterized. The transcript has 2 exons. Lineage: Eukaryota; Fungi; Ascomycota; Dothideomycetes; Pleosporales; Didymellaceae. The record is from RefSeq and is a predicted model, not a curated record. Bases 138 to 401 code for a protein of 87 amino acids.
GCCCAUCUGAGAUACCAUAUAGGCUCCAAACAUCUAACCAAUAAACAAGACAUCAAACGCCCAUUCCCUUACCUCCAAGUCAACCUUACGAGUAUCCAGAGAGAGGGUUCAUCUCAAAGAACACCAUUACAAACACAAUGCCGUCCGCAACACAGGCUCGCACACUCCUCCGCUCCUUCGCACAACAUUUCAACGAAGCCCGCCGGCACCCUUCAUCACCUAACCCUAUGAGCAUGAAGCCAUAUCCAACACAGUACCGGGUCAUGUUUGGCAAGGUGGCGAGGUCGACUGCACUUUUCCUUCCAGGAUACUUCAUCUUACUUGGUUGGCCGCUUUUCCCUCCGAUCCUGUUCAACGGGCAUAUGUACGGUUUGGGACGCGAGCCUUGGACAAAAGUGUAACUGAGGCGAGCUUGCCGGAGAGAAUCCAAGUUAGUCAGCGCCGGGAGAUUUGGAUGGCUUAGCAUGUCAGACUGCUGACAUGCCUCUGUGCUACUGUAUGUACGUAGUGUUUAGGCGUUUUGCAUUUGUUUGGGAUAGGAGAAAACUCAACGAUACCUUCAGGCAAUAUAUUGUCUGAUGUUUGGCUCUGGUAUCUUUCAGCUCUGCGUGAAGUUUCAAAGUGGCCGUGGGAGACUGCCAGUACCAGACGGAGCAAUGCGCUCCUGUAUUCCCAGAAGAAUGUAUCAUAGUCAGGGUUA